AUGCGCCUCUUACCUCUUUUACUCUAUGGGACUUUGAUUCCUACUAUCUCCGCCAUUCCUGCCGCUUCCAGUAUCGUGCCACCGCCCCAACCUCAGCCUGCCCUUGUCCAUGCCUCUGAGCCGCGCCCGUGGACCCGUCUCCGUGACUGGGUCAUCAAUUCUGUCUGGGGAACCGGUCGCUGUUCAUCCCACAAACAUAUAGGCCCACCGCUCAAUGUACGAGAACGAUAUGAGACUGAUGUGGUCCUCCGCUUUCACUUGCGUCAUCCGGAGGAGGCAGAAGCGUUGGCCUCGGCAUCACAGGCCCUCAUCCUAGAUGUCUGGGCUAUCACGGCAGAAUAUGUAGAUAUCCGUCUGACUGAUGAUAUGAUUCCCUCCUUGCUUGACUUGCUCCCUCCCUCGCUCCGCACGGCCCAUACCCCCCUCAUGGAUGAUCUAGUAGACAUGAUCUACAGUACGUAUCCGAGACAGCAUCCCAAAAGCUGGAAGACCGAACAUGGAUUUGCGCCGAGUGGUCGAGUAUCCACAGUCGACGAUGUCUUCUUCCGCGAAUACCAGCCGCUCUCGGUUAUCGUGCAAUGGAUGAAAUUGAUGGCGUCGAUGUUUUCGUCGCAUGUCCAAUUCACGAGCAUUGGCCUAUCGUAUGAAGACCGUGAAAUCCCAGCCCUCCGACUAGGUUCCUUGAAUUCGAACAUCCAAUCCACAGGACCGCGGAAGACAAUUGUGAUUGUCGGUGGUCUACAUGCUCGCGAAUGGAUUAGUACAUCAACUGUCACCUAUGUCGCAUACAGCCUGAUCACCCAGUAUGGCCAAUCACAAGCUGUCACCCAUCUCCUGGAUGAGUAUGACUGGGUGUUAGUUCCAACUCUAAACCCGGAUGGAUACGCCUACUCAUGGGAGUCGGACCGUCUAUGGCGUAAGAACAGACAAUCAACUGGUCUUCCAUUCUGCCCUGGAGUGGAUUUGGACCGGGCUUGGGGCUUUGAAUGGGAUGGAGAAUCCACUCGCUCAAACCCAUGCAAUGAGAAUUACGCCGGCUCGGAGCCUUUCGAGGCACUGGAAUCGUAUCGGCUCGCCCAGUGGGCGAAGAAUGAGACGUCUAGCGGUCGGGCGGAUAUUGUGGGCUUCUUGGAUUUACACUCCUACUCACAGCAGAUUCUAUACCCUUAUUCAUACACCUGCUCUUCUGUCCCUCCGACACUCGAAAGUCUCGAAGAACUGGCUUUGGGCCUGGCGAAGGCAAUCCGUCAUGCCUCCGGGGAACUCUAUGACGUGACGUCUGCCUGCGAGGGGAUCCUAAGUUCGGGCUCAGCUGCUAUUGUUACCUCGGGCGGUAGCGCCUUGGACUGGUUCUAUCACGACUUGCACGCCCGAUACUCGUACCAGAUCAAACUGCGAGACCGCGGUAGCUACGGGUUCUUGGUUCCGUCCGAACACAUUGUUCCCACCGGCGAAGAGAUCUUCCAUGCCGUGCUGGCAUUCGGCAAAUUUAUCUGGGAUGAGAACGUUAUUGCUCCUACUGAAUUUGACUCUUCGACGGAUCAACAGCCACUGGCUUGA
Penicillium odoratum is the source of this 1560-nucleotide messenger RNA. Its product is annotated as M14 family metallopeptidase. The record is from RefSeq and is a predicted model, not a curated record. The coding region runs from base 1 to 1560 and encodes 519 amino acids. Gene Ontology annotation, biological process: proteolysis. Gene Ontology annotation, molecular function: zinc ion binding; metallocarboxypeptidase activity. NCBI's taxonomy places the organism in Eukaryota, Fungi, Ascomycota, Eurotiomycetes, Eurotiales, Aspergillaceae. The transcript has 2 exons.